GUCUUAAUAUGAAACCGAAAAUUUCUCCUCAUAUGAUAACUGUGUAUUUAUCUGGUAAAUGCCCUCAACGCCUUGAAAUCCUGCGUGAAAGCCACCUGUGAACUCUUCCUCUCUCCCUCUACUCUACAUAAACUGCUCUUUUUCUUGCAAAUUUUGACUGAAAAGUUAGUUUAAAACAAUUACUGAAAAUGGGAAAGGCUUUGUUUUUGCUACUAGUCGUGGUGUGCUGUGCACUGGUGGCGGGUGUGAGUGGCUAUGAAGACGAAUGGAGGUGGGAGGAUGAAGAAGGUGGUGGAGAAGAGGGUGGCGCUUGGCGGCCGGAAGGAGUUGAUUGGUUCUUGUUGCAAGAUUCAAAGCAAGUGGUGAAGACUGAUGCAGGGAAUAUGAGGGUGGUGAGGGGUUUUGGAGGAAAAUUUAUGAAAAGUCCAUUGCAUAUUGGUUUCAUUACUAUGGAGCCCAAAAGUCUUUUCAUACCUCAGUAUCUUGAUUCCAGUCUCAUCCUCUUCAUUCGCGAAGGGGAAGCAAGAAUCGUGCAUAUCUACAAAGACGAAUUGGUUGAAAAGCACUUAAAAGCUGGAGAUAUCUAUAGAAUUGAAGCAGGCUCGGCUUUUUAUCUGAUUAAUGCGGCAGAAAGUCAGAUACUACAUACAAUAUGCAGUAUCGACACAUCCGAGAGCUUGGGAUGGCACACAUUCCAGGUACAAUCCGAGUAUUCAUUUCCCUUCUCAUUUGUUUCGAGAAAUAUAUGA
This is a messenger RNA of Olea europaea var. sylvestris, 749 nucleotides long. Its product is annotated as vicilin-like seed storage protein At2g28490. The transcript has 2 exons. Bases 189 to 749 code for a protein of 186 amino acids. NCBI's taxonomy places the organism in Eukaryota, Viridiplantae, Streptophyta, Magnoliopsida, Lamiales, Oleaceae. The record is from RefSeq and is a predicted model, not a curated record.